CUUUUCGCCCUCCUCUUUGUCGAAACGCUCUCACGGCGCAUGCGCAGCCCGGGAAGUUCUUUCUGGUUCUGAGGCUUGGUCCACGCGGGUGUUUUGCAGCCUUGGUUGGCAGCGGCUGCGAUGCUCUUCUACUCAUUUUUCAAGUCCCUGGUAGGGAAGGAUGUGGUGGUCGAGUUGAAGAAUGACCUGAGUAUAUGUGGGACCCUACACUCCGUGGACCAGUAUUUGAAUAUCAAGCUCACAGACAUCAGUGUGACAGAUCCGGAGAAAUACCCUCACAUGUUGUCUGUCAAGAACUGCUUCAUCCGUGGCUCUGUCGUCCGCUAUGUCCAGCUGCCGGCCGAUGAGGUCGAUACGCAGCUGCUGCAGGAUGCGGCGCGCAAGGAAGCCCUUCAGCAGAAGCAGUGAAGGUUUCUCCUCUUGUCUAUCCUGCACUGCCUGAUCCUGCCCGAGAAAGAGUUGGAGGACAUGGGAAGGCCAUAGCCAGCUCCUUUUCUGGAGGGAACCAGCUACACUCUGUCUGUCUGUGUGUGUGUGUGUGUGUGUCCGUCCGUCCGUCCGUCCGUCCGUCCAUCCAUCCAUCCAUGCAUCCUGUUGGGUGAAAGAAUGUGAUUCCAUCUUGGGUUUUGUUUGGUUUUGUGUCCCUAGUGAAGGCAACAAAUGUGUUCUUUUUGCUGAAAAAGGGCAGCAUUUUUUUUUUAAACUUUAGAGCCAGUAGCACAAUUCUUCCCCUCCCCUCUACACACAAACUACUGUCUUUUUCAGCAUUUCAUUUCUUAUAUGGCACUGUUUUGUGGUCAGAAUCUCCUUUUAGCGAAGAGCUAACAUUUCCAUCUCAUCUUUAAAAUCAUGGUUCAGCCUUCCUUAUUCCCAUCCUGGUGCCCUCUAGAUGUGCUGGACUAUACCUUCCAUCAUCCCCAGCCAGAAUGACUUUUGGUGCCCUUCAGCUGUGUGACACUAUCAGCAAUGCUGGCUAUAGCGAUGGAAGUUAUAGUGUUGAAGGAGGCCACUGUGCAAGUAAAUGGAAAGCGACACUUCCUUUAGGCACGAAAUCGACAAUGCAGGCAGAUGCUUUCCUAUGCAGAACUCCCAAGGAGUGGUGUGUCAGCUUUGUCCAUUCGCGAUCAGCCCUUUCCAGGUUUUUCCUGCUCAAAUGCAGUGGAGCUAAUGCCAGUCAGCAUCUGCACUGCUUAGUUUGUUCUCCCACAUUAGUGAGAAUCACACGUAUUGCUUUUGCAGCAGGUGUGUAAGAAACAGGCAAUUCUACUACUUUUGCUCUGUGACGUAAUUCCAUCCAGCGUCCUCAUGGGCUUACCUGGUACUACUGCUGUGUUCUCUUUGGUCACCAGAGGGUGCUCUGGGUCCAACUCCCCUGCCCUUGAAACCAAACCUCCAGUUUUGACCUCUGCACUGGUUUUGUUGCUGCAAAGACUGAAGCAGCUUCACAUUACAUUUCUGACAUUUUGUUAUUAGGGGGUGGGUGGAUCUGCUUUUUUAAAAAAAGACUUUUCACAGAAGUAAUGUGGAGGAAUAAAAUAUUAAGUUAGAAAGAUGGUGGCUAAGGGCUGGUCUCGGCAUGUAUCAUUUUGCUGAAAAAAAUAAAAUCACAGUUCUAUAUA
Messenger RNA from Varanus komodoensis (Komodo dragon), 1619 nucleotides. RefSeq names its product LSM2 homolog, U6 small nuclear RNA and mRNA degradation associated (gene LSM2). Gene Ontology annotation, molecular function: RNA binding. Gene Ontology annotation, biological process: mRNA splicing, via spliceosome. The record is from RefSeq and is a predicted model, not a curated record. Bases 121 to 408 code for a protein of 95 amino acids. NCBI's taxonomy places the organism in Eukaryota, Metazoa, Chordata, Lepidosauria, Squamata, Varanidae. Gene Ontology annotation, cellular component: P-body; catalytic step 2 spliceosome; U6 snRNP. The transcript has 5 exons.